UUUUGAAACUUGGGUCGAUUAUGUCAUGGCGGGUUAGAUGUUUUCGGCUCCUAUUUUCCUUGAAUUCGUUUUGAAUUACACUGUCAAUGAUCUCGUUGGACUCUUUAUUUUUAAUUUUAAUAUUAGCUGUAAUAGUAAAAUAGCUAAUAGCUAUUCUUUUGUAAAUAUUUCAAAUGCUGAAGCAAUUGCAAAUGGGCCUUCGCGCGUUCAUGCUCCUAGCUUCAAAAGUAUGGAGUUGUUUUUGUUACAUGUUUAGGAAGCAAUAUCGAGCGUUGGCUCAGUACCAGACUGUAAAAUAUGAGAUAUACCCACUCUCCCCAGUAUCUAGACACAGGCUGAGUCUAGUAAAAAGAAAGAUGCUAGUGUUAGAUUUGGAUGAGACAUUAAUACAUUCACACCAUGAUGCAAUGUUACGGCCGACUGUGAAGCCCGGCACUCCACCUGAUUUUGUACUCAAAGUUACAAUAGAUAAGCAUCCUGUUAGAUUUUUUGUGCAUAAGCGACCACAUGUUGACUACUUUUUAGACAUAGUAUCACAGUGGUAUGAGCUAGUCGUCUUCACGGCGUCAAUGGAGAUAUAUGGUGCGGCAGUUGCGGACAAACUUGACAAUGGGCGGGGGAUUCUGCGACGGCGGUUUUACAGACAACACUGCACGCCAGAACAUGGCUCGUACACGAAAAACUUGUCGUCAAUAUGUGACGACCUAAACAGGGUGUUUAUAUUGGACAACUCGCCGGGGGCCUACCGGGACUUUCCAGAUAACGCGAUACCAAUAAAGUCGUGGUUUUCGGAUCCUCUGGACCUGGCGUUGUUGAACCUGCUGCCAGUCCUGGAUGCGUUGCGGUUCACGCACGACGUCCGCUCCGUGCUCUCCAGGAACCUGCACCUCCACCGGCUGUGGUAGCGACUGCCGCCCGUCUCACCAACAUUUAUACAGAUGAGUGCCGGUGUUUUGUACAAAUAAACGAGGCGAAAGCGCUUCCGGAUCCUAUUUAUUAUUUUGUUUCACUUGUUAGGCCCUUAGCGCUUUUAUUCAAAUAUAAAUAUAGAUAUAACGUAGUUGAAUAAUUUUUUUAAGUUUGUUUUAAAUAAAACAGUGAUUAGUAUGUAAUAUACAUAGGUUUAUAUAGUAAUAAUACCUACGUAUGUAGGUGCGGGUAGUUUGAAAAACACCCUAAAGUCGUUUUUGUCUUUUUAUGCAUUUGUCAUAACGUGACACGACUAUAGUAGGUUUUCUAAGUAAUUUAUGAGUGUUAUAGUAUAUGUAUUGGACUGUUUUUAAAUUACGUUUUAGCGAUUUAAUACAUAUUAUUUUGUAGUAUUCAUGACAAAAAUUUGGUCUUAAGAAAUUGAAAUCAUAGCAUGAUGCAUUAACAUAUUAUUGUAUCAAAUGAAAUUGAAUUAUGUAAAAAAAAUGGAUUCUGUGGUUGAUACAGCCAUUUUGUUUUUCAUUUGAAAUUAGAAUAAUUUUACCGUGAAAAGAGACUCUACACGCCUUACCAAACAUAGAGUCACCCAGGCCUUCAGGUGUCACAUAAGUAGCUUGUAACAUAUUAUAAAAUAUACAAAACAGUGAUUUCCAAUGCUAUUACGGUAAUAGCAAAUGUAGUAAUCUAAACCCGCCGAGUUUACUUUAACACUAAAAUCAAAUGUCAUAAAAUUGUCACUUCAUGAAUUAACUUAGUGGUGAUUCAUUUUCUGGAAUUUUGAUGUGUAAGGGCUUUCAUAUGUUUCUAUAUUUUAUAUCCUCAGAUCAUUUAUACGUCUAGAUAGACUAUAACAGCUGUGAAACGAACACAGUGUCAUACAAAUCGAGGGUGUAAGACGUAGUUUGUCACGCACAUUUAACUAAUAUUCCAGGCCUGUUUUAUCGGUUGUCUAACAGCAAGAGACUAUCUAGACGUAUGAAUUAUCUAAGAUUAUUGUAAAUUGAAUAAUUUAAAUAGACUUCAAUAGUACAGGUAUCAGGAACUAUUGACGCCAUUUUGACAAACGUCAAUUUGACAGUUCGUAGUACAAUAUUCUUAUUCAUUAUCUAUUGUAUAAUUCUUAUCGUUGAAUACAGAACUGAUUUGAAAAAAUAUAUGAUUUUUGUUCGAGUGUGGCCCAUAUAAUUUACUUGUUGCACUGACGUUACUUUUUUAACGUCUUCUUUGCUAGUGUGACAUGUGUAUUGGCUUUGAUUUUUUUGUUCGUUAAUCUAAUCCUCAGACUGCAAAACUACGUAAUAAAGCGAGGUGUGUACGCUUUCGCGUCGACAAUAGAUGUAUACGUGUAUACUAGUGAACUUUGUACAAAAUAAACCGAAUAUUAACUGUAGUUUGUUUAAGAACAAUGCUCUGUAAGAGUCAUAUAUAUAUUAGUCAUUAUUUAGACCCCUGGUCGAGCAUUGGUUUUGGUACUUUUAAAUUCACAACAAACGACAUAUUCAUGAUUAAGGGAUUUUUUACCAACUGCAGGACAGGUCUAUUUACUUUAUGCCUAGAUUGUUUCAGAAUUAAAUAUAUAAUACAACUGUUGUUAUCUUAUAUCACUGCUGGGACAAAGACCUUUCCUGUAAUUCAUACUAUUUUGGAUAAUCUUAUGGUUCUGUACCGAAAUAUUUCUAGUUUAAUUUCGAAGGCCCUGUGCUGUCUUAUAUUCUGUUUAAGGUACUUAUAUACAUACAUAUUUUCUAAAUUAUCAUUUAUUUUUAUUUUAGUACGGAACCCUCGAUUUUAUUUACUUGUAAAAUUAUGUUGCCCCGAAAUGUUUGUUGGAAUUCGGACUAAUAAAGUAUAAUUUCUUCUAUUAUAUUAAUACAGUAAUGGACAGUGCGUUUAAAUAAUGUUGUUUCCAUUGUUAGAUAUUUAAUGUAUCUGUUACCUUUAUGAUAAUGAUAGAUUUAAAUUAUGUAUGCGUAGUUUAAAUAUUAUUGAUUUGUAACUUAAGUGACACACUUGCCGUGAGAAUUGGCUAAUGUGUGCACACUGGCUGAAAUAUUGGGUAUCAAUGCUUGUCCCUUAUAACCCUAACAGACAGCUGAUUUGAGAGCGAAUUUGAGAGCGAAUGCUUUCAUGUUAUCACAAACACAAAAAAAGUGUGUGUGUACUUAUGUAUACACCCAAAAAGUUGUACUUCUUUGGCCUAACGAAGGUAAAAUCAAAUCAGCCGUAUUCGUUAUUUAAUAAUUAAUUGUCAAAUCGCUCAUCCGAAAGUUUCACUCUCAUCAUGUUUUCAUAACGCGCCUAAAGAAGUAUAACUUCAAUAUUAUAAAUCAACAGUAGCCAGGAGCAAUUCUUUACUGUUAUGAAUGUGACCAACAGUCUGUUCUUCGAUUUUUUUAAAAUGUGUUCAAAAAAGAUCGUUUAUAUUCGAUAGCUAACUGGAAUUUUUAAUGAAACGAUAUUGUUUUAAAUUUUAACGAUAAAUAGCCGCGUAUAAAUGGGACCCGACAUGAUCGUGACGUCAUAAUAACAUAAACAAAAACACCUCAGCUAUCCAGUGCAAUCCUUAUUGAUUUUUAUCAAAAUAAAAAUGACCUUUCAUAGAACGUAUAGAUUGUGUAUUGCUAAAAACAUAUUGUUUCUGGCUUCUGCUAUAGUGACGUCACAAAAUGGUGGUCGGCGUUUUCGGUCACGUGACGAUAAUAAAACUAUGAUUUUAAUUUCGCAAAUAUAAAUAAUUCUCGUGUUUUUAUAACAAAUAAGUAUUGAAUUCGUAUUUCUUAUGAUAAAAACUUUAUAAAAAACAAAACUUUCACAAAUUAAUUUUGAAAGAUGAAAACUGACUUAUUACGAUAUGUUGUGAUUAUUAUUUGACCAAUGACUAUUCAGCAACCCGCGUCUGCUUACCUCGGUUGACUGAAUUGUUUGCAUUUCGAAUAUUGAAUUUAUUAGGAGUCUAUUGGGUUAUAAGGUCAACGCUCGCCCGAAUCUUUGUGGUUCCAAGUUCUCUUGAACUUAUAAGGAAAUUAAGUUAAAUAAUGGGUCAUCAAUUAAGCGUCUUGUUGUAAUAUUCUCUUUUGGGGCUCGUUAUACAUAACAAUCACGCGAUGGUAUAACAUGACGAAAACAUUCAGAGAGUAGGUACUGCCGACAUAAUAGGAUGGGUCUUGGAAUAGAGAAUUAAAGUAUUAAUAAUGCAGGCUGCAAGAGAAAUUAAAAAUUUAAUAGGAAAGGUAUUUGUAAAUUAAACCAAAAGGCGUAAUUUUGCGGAAAUUAAUCGCUGCUUAGAAUGGCAUAAAUGAUCUUUAGUAUUCAUUCCAAGUUGAGUUUCAUUCUCAUUCCAGCGUUUGGCGGGUCAACAACUCCUGAAGAAGCCUCGUGUCGUCUUUUCAAAGACGUGGAUUUCAAGUUUUAUUAACACAAAUAGCACUUUUAAUGCAAUUUCAUCAUUAUAAAAUCAGUAUAGUGAAAGCCCUUGAACUACGGGAAUAAAAUGGUCAGGAGUAGUUAUUAGUUGUUCCAUUUUUAAUUGUUUGAAAUUAUCCGAAUCAUACCAUUCUGUUAAUAUUGACGCAAGAUAAUUUCAAUUAUUUACUGUCAAAGAAGUAAUACCUAAACAAUUUGCUAUUUUUUUAAAGUGAUAACCCUCACUUUUGGGAUUAAUUACACAAAUUAAAUUCGUAAACAAAAAUGAACAAUGCGGGACUUGAACCCUUCCACUGUGCCAACCGUUCGAGUAUCUUUCAUAAAUCUUGGUAGGUCUUAGUUCAACUCUCAGGUUUCAUCUACAGGAUCUACUUUAUAGUUGAUAUGGGCUCAACCCCAAUAUUUGCAUAUUAGGAUAUUGACUCGAGAUGUCGCUCUUUAAAAUCUAAAAAAUUUGUUAUUUUAGCGGGUUCGUGUCACGCAUCGUUCGUAAAUUUGGUUUACAAAUUUAAUUUGUGUAAAUAUUACCUUUAAAGUACGGGAAUUUGUUCCUGCCUAGUUUCAUUUUCGGACCCAAUCUAAUAUAUAAUAUCAAGCCACCGUUACGCUCACAUGUAGUUCAAUGACCUACACUUUCAGCUGCACGACCAUCUUAUAGUUUGUAACUCUAGUUUUGACUUUUGAUUAAAUGAUUGCGGUUUAGUUAUAAUUCACAAUCGAGCUUAACAUACAAAUAACUGAACCAUUGGGAGAACGAAUAUAUAAUCGAUGCGUUUCUUAACUAGUAAAUACUACGUACCAACAAUAAAUAUGUAUAAGAUAAAAAUAUUUUCUACUAGUAAUAAUCUUUUGAGGUGUUAAAUAGUUGCGAAAUGAUAAAUGUGAGUUUUCAAGUUAUAAUCUGAGCUGUCAUUAAGAACAUUUGAAUAACUUUAGAUAAUUAAUACAUCUAGAUAAAGCCUCUUGCUGUUGCAUGACACGCGAUACGCUAGUCACUUUGUUUUAGUGUGCAUGCGUUUUCUGAAAAUAGACGCUAACAGUCCGCCGCUAUUUUUUCGACGUAGUCAUAGCUGUUACAGUCUAUCUAGACUUAUAAAUUAUCUAAGGCGAUAACUAAAGGCUGUUAUUUUGUCACCGACGCGCGUAGAAACAGUCAGUAUCCAAUCGUUUGCAAACGCAACCUUUGAUUAGCUAUUUUCAGGUUACUGCCUGGACCCGACGUCACCAAAAUGGCCGCCAAUGCCAAUUCUCAACUCGCAGGGAUUAAUAGUAAAACAGACAGGCCGAUCUGAGCUUUAAGUUCGAAAUUUACUGUCACACAACACAAUUUUUUAUGAUAAUUUUCCCAUAAACGCAAGAAUAAAUAAUAAAAUAAAUACAUAUAAGGAAAUCCCUGCUUUGACAGUAAAUCUCGAAUACUCUCAUUUGAUUUCGAGCUCUCGUCUCGAAAAUCGCCCUCCUGCGACUUCACAUAAUAUGAGUGUUUGUUUUCGAUUAUACUUCAUUGCUCUUUCGUUUUUCGAUGCGUUAUUAAUAUCAAAUAAAAUAGUAAGUGGUUGUAUAACUAUUAUAAUCUCAAAAAAAAUUGUUAUUGGAGUGCUUCAAAAUUAUUAAACAAACUUAUUACUCACACUUCAAAAUUAUUAAACAGACUUAUUUUAGUCGAGUUAUUGAUUUAGGUCCCUAGUACUACUACUAGGGACCUAAAUCAAUAACUCGAUAGUAUAUAUAGUUAUAAAAACGUUUAUGAUUUUCUAAGGCUUGGAACGUUUAUAAGUUGAAAUCUCACAUUCGAUAUCAAAUAAUGUACAUAGGUAAUAUAGGUUUUUAUUUAGCAUAUCAAAGUUUUGCUGUUUAUAAACAGGGUGAUUCACAAAAGUGAGAUUAAUUUGCUCGAUGAGAUACGAACGCCUAAUUCCUUAGUGAUUUCGAUCUAAUGGUUACACUUGCGAAUAUGAGUCAUUUCAGAUUCACUUGGACGGUGAGAGUAUUUGUACUAUUGUUGGAAUCUCCCUUGGCUUUGGCUCGGAAUUUUUGAUUCGGAACGGGUUCGGAGGCAUGCCCGAGAAUCCUGGGGAAAAUUGUUGUGGCAGAUGAGAGAAUUGUCAGUAGAGGGCAGCUGCCUUUAAAAGUCAAAGUUUUUAUCAAGAGAUCUUUGAGGGCCAACAUAGGCUUCUUCUUAGCCUUUAUAGCCACUGUUCCAUUCGGGAGCGUCUUGGUUUGGAUGACCUGGUUCGUGAUCUGUUGGAGACUAGUUGGGGCACCAUUCUUGUCUUGGUUUUUGUACGAGGCAUCCAAGCUGACGACAUUUCUGCUAUGCAAGCUAGGUUUCCUUCUUAUUUUGGCUCCUGAGAGGAUUCCGGCCUUUUAGCCUUUUGAAAGUGGGACUGCUGACUUGAAUACAUAUUUCGCCGACGAAUGAAUGUGAGAGGGGGGUAGGAACUGACGGAGUCGCUUGUUUAUGCAAAAAUCUAAAUUCUACUGUGCUGUUCUCAUUAUCUCAUUAUGGGUAUAAAGCUGGACAACGAUCUGCAGAGGCAUGGGGCUUGAUGCUGACGACGAACCUUGGGAGAACCGCAUAUGUGGUUUGUAUAUAGGCCGGGGUGAUGAAGUUUCGAUUUGGUGUGGAUGCUGGCCCAUCUUAAUCUGAUUUAGUAAUAACCGUUACCGACUUCGUCUUGUAUGAAAUUAUUUGUGCUGAAUCAAUUUAAAUGCUACUUUUGUAAAGAGAGUUCAUAAUUUAUACGAUUGUUUGAAGAUCUAAUUAAUUCAGAUGACUUUUUACAGAUAAUCCAUUGUUAACAGUUUAUUUAACACGUAAUUACAAACCAAAUAUAUUACCUACUGAAUUUGUCAACUGAAUGUUCAAUGUUCAAAAUGAUGUGUAAUAUAGACAUAUUAAAUCGAUUAAAAAGA
Leptidea sinapis is the source of this 7269-nucleotide messenger RNA. RefSeq names its product CTD nuclear envelope phosphatase 1 homolog (gene Dd). The record is from RefSeq and is a predicted model, not a curated record. NCBI's taxonomy places the organism in Eukaryota, Metazoa, Arthropoda, Insecta, Lepidoptera, Pieridae. Gene Ontology annotation, molecular function: protein serine/threonine phosphatase activity. The transcript is spliced from 7 exons. The coding region runs from base 174 to 905 and encodes 243 amino acids.